Molecule: messenger RNA, 4933 nt
Organism: Amoebophrya sp. A120
Lineage: Eukaryota; Dinophyceae; Syndiniales; Amoebophryaceae
Source: the annotation of a GenBank genome assembly
UGCUCCUCUCUAGCGGCAUCCCCUCGUGGUUCGCGCAUUUUUUGAAACUUUCUGAUUCUGAUUCUGAGUAAACGUAGUGUGAGUUUACUUGGAUCUUUGUCGCUUCGGUGGCUGUACUAGUCGUGUGUUUUUGAUUUACAAGGAUGGCGCUUAUUUUUCUUCUGUGCAAGAACACGCAGCUCGGGCACUGAACAUUGACGAGAACAAGUCGUCUUGUUGAAAUUACAGGUGGAAGUGCAGCUGCUCAUCCGCCCCGCGUGAGCGAGCAAUUGCUUUGACCACGGACGACUACGGGGACCAAUAGCCGGAGAUAAUUUUCUAAUCAUGACCAGCCCCAUCUCCCAAGUGGAGAACAACUCCGGGAAAAAGCAGCUGGCGCUGGUGCUGUAUCUUCAGCAAAAACAUCCCCACCCCAGAGUUGUCAUGCAAAUGCGCACUGACAGGAGCAUUUGAUGGAGUGCGCAUCUCUAUGAGAGGCAUUUCCAAUCGUGUUUUGGACUUUGUAAUGCUGUAAACAGGAAGAUGAGAAGCGGGGCUUCUCACACGGCUGCCCUUGCUAACCAGCACUACACUGCAGAUGGAGCUUUGUCAUGCGCAACUCCCAAAACUUGGAGAUUUGUGUUGCAAUUUGCCAACUUGACUAUGGAGUGGGGACGUUUUUACAUAGGAUAUGCUGCUGGCCGCGGUUUUGCUGGGCCAACUGUACACGUCGCGGGUGCUCUACUUAUGCAAAGGGACAUCACAGGUUCUGGGCUAGUAAAAGCAUUUUUCGUGUUGUGCCUGCUGACUCAGAGCAGCUGCAAAAUCCAAUAAAUUCUGUAUUGCAAAAAUGCUAGUGUGGAUAAAAAAUGCAAGUUUCAGGAGUUUGUUGUGCAUUUUCGCGACUUAAUCUUUUGGCUGGAGAACGAAAAAGUCGAAGAACCCCCCAGAUGACCUGUUUGCACUCUGCAUAGCAAACGAGCCUUUACAACAACGAGAUUCAGUUGGAUUGCUGCAGCGCGGACGUUGAGACUCUCUUUGACGAGGACGAUGAUGGAAGUUACGACGCUGUUGACUCCACAUCGCAUGGAAAUGGAAAUUCGGCCCCUGGAGUCCCCGGCGGUCACGCAUCCUCCUCCCGCGGACACCAGAGAACGACCAACCCGCCCACCAUCAUUCCGCGGGUGCAGGACAUCGCCACGACGCACCACAUAUGAAAUGCAAGUAUGUCUGGGUCCUCUGGAAACUUGUGAUGCUGGCUUGGGAAUGGUGGACACACUGCAAUACGCAGCCAAGCAUGACAAGUUCUUGAGCUGCUAUGUGUUGCGAGUUCCGCAUGGCAAACUGCGCUAUUGCAUGACAGGCACGCGACUCCCAUCCUGCUCAUGCAGCACAGAGUUAGGAGUCAUGAGCGACAAGCAUGACAAACUUCCAUUCUACUUCCAGACCCAGACAUAUUAUUUGCAAUGCAUACCACAGCCCCCAGGUUCGGAAAACCACGCACCGGCCGGUCACGCAAAAGGCAUCUGUGCGCCCGGCACGACCAAGUGGCAAAACUGGUAGUAGCAGUGAUUCCACCGGAGUAGAAAUAAAUUCUAACGGAGCGAGCGGCGCUGCGCAGAAAAACACGAUUUUAGGCGACAACGCAAUACAAAGCAUCUUCGGGGAUGACGAGGAGGACGGGGUGGUGGGAACAAUGGGCACGGAAGGAGAGGGAGAACAAAUAACUACAGGACCUGGUACUUCCACGCAUAUUCACUUUAGAUAAGUUCACAACUUCAUAUAUUACUAGCCUCGCGUUCUUUCACUUUUUGCAGAGUCCUCGUGAGGUGGUCAGGCUUCAAUGUCCACGCUUAUUUCCCUGGACCUUUGCUUCAUUUCGAUAAUAUGAAAAGCUUGAAUUUUCGUAUACAAAGAAACACUCAGCGCAGCAUCCUUGUCCUUCGUCUCUGUACAGGUAGCGCGGCCUCUUCACCACCAACUACAGUGCCAGCAGUACAACAAACAACUAGCAGCACAAGCGUACAAAUCCUGCACCCAGCAACCCUUUCCCUCCCCGAUUACCUCCAAGUGCACGCGGCAAACCGGCUAUGCAAGUAGAAAAAAACUGUGUAAGUGUAAAUCUGUGAUGCAAAAAAUGCAAAACAGUUACACUUGCCAUGCUGGAAGUGCGUCAUAGCCGUGUUUCAUACGUGUUUUCACGUGCUAUCUGCGCACGACAGGUUUUUUCUGUAAUGCAAAUCGAAUUUGUGAUGCUUUGCGUUUGCUGCUGUUUCUACAAAGUUACACUCACACAGUUUUUUUCCUGGAUACCGGUUGGGGGUGAUUCUGGGAGUAUUCUGCGUAAAAACGUCCCCACACCAUAGUCAAGUUGGGAAUCUAGCAACACAAAUCUCCAAGUUUUGUUAUAGCUGUGCAUGACAAGUUUCUCUCUGCAGUGUAGUGCUGGUUGGCAAAGGUGGAAGCCGCACGAGAAAGCCGCUUUCGCAUCCUGUUUACAGCAUUCCAAAUUCCGAAACACCAUUGGAAAUGCCUCGUCUCGUGGAGCUGCGCAUUACAAAUGUUCCUGUCAUUGCACAUAUGCAUGACAACUCUGGGGAGGGGACGUUUUUACAGAGGAUAGGGAGUCGGAAAAAACUACGCCUUCUCGCUGGACUUGUUGGGAAGGUGGACGUAUCCACUGCAAAUAUGUCUGGGCCUGGAAGACGAGUCUGAGUUUGUGAUGCUAGGUCUGAUCGACGCAAGAAUCUGUAUUGCAUGACCAGCAAAGCAGGUGCCCAAUUUUGGAGUAAGUACUUACGAGAAGCAGGCAACGCUUCUUCUCACACAGACUAGGCGUCGAGGAUCCUUCUCAAGAAAAUUUGUGAUGCUGAGCCCGCACUCUAUCUUCUCUUGGUCAUGCGAAACCUGGUGCUUCCACACCCAGACGUAUUUAUUGCUCUGGAUAGAGCGAGCUCCAUUGGGCUGUAUUUAGUGGACCCCUGGAUUCACUUGGUGGGAUGCGGGGCUGCAAGAAAAGCUGGGAACGCAAAUUCUUUCACAUUGCAGGAACAAGACGGGCAAAAUAAAGCAGCAGUAAAACCAUCACCAUCUUCUCCCGAUUGCACCUUUCCCACCGAUAAGCAUUGCAAAUAUGUCUGGGUCUGGAAGAUUGCGAGAUUUCUCAUGCUAGUUUAGCAUGACUCAGAACUCUGUAUUGCGUGGGGCCAACAUCGGAAGAUGACCUCGUCUUGUCUGUCAUGCAAAAACGAUGGUUCUGAUGCGGAAUACGCAACACAGAGCCACGAGAACAUCUGUCAUGCUUGGCGGUGCAUUACAGUGCGCUUUCUAUUCACUGACAUGCACCACAAGUUUCCAGACCCCGACAUAUUUGCACUUGGUAACCGACCAGGAAGCGCAAUUGACGUUUGAGUCCGUGUAUCCUGUGCAAAAGUAUCGUACUCGUAUCGCAAUCAUGCAUAUACAAAUCUUUUUCUUAAGGUGAAUCUGCAUAAUAGAUUUCCUGUCUCAUGCUGAGGAAAUUUGUAAUGCAUUUAUACGAGUGCGAUACUUUUGCAGUUCAUACCGUGCAGGAGCAGUUUAGCAUCAAUCCAACUUUUCAGAACCGGCUCUCUUUCGUAUGACAGUGAAAAUAGCCUCUCCUCCCUCUCAUUUGUCAUGCAAAGCUCCAAAUCGAAGUGCUUCCCUGUGGCACUUUUAGCAUGACAGAUGAUUCCGGAACGACCCCAAACAGUACUACACUAGAACUGCAUGAAUUUGUCAUGCACAGGCUCCACGUGUGCUGGUGUUUGUAUUGCUGUUCAUGCUUAACAAAUGAGGGGGAGGGGGAGUUGUCAGCACUCUCAUAUUUCGUGCGAGACUUGGCGCACUCUUUCGCAGACACUUUUCGGACCUCGGGGAUGAGCAGUCAGUAUCCCAAGCAAAAACGUCCCCACCCCGUAGUUGUCAUGCUAAUUCGCAACUAACCUGAGGCGUUUCUCAUGCGCAGCAGCUCCAUGAGGAACUAUUGUAAAAAUGCUACCCCUAUCUGGGAGGUAGAGUUUGUCAUGCUGGGAAAACAAGAAUACGCCAUUCGAUCUGUGAUGCAGUUGCACCACCUAAAUCUAUCACGAACUUGUCAUGCGCAACAGCCAAACCUUCUUGAUUUGUGCAGCACGAGCCCCAUCUUCACUGUGGGGUGGGAGCGUUUUUCCCUAGGAUAGUCAGCUGGGCUUCGUCUUCUUCGACAACGAUUACGCAAAUUUGGCUCGCGAUUUGAACGACUGGGCCGUGCUCAACACGAAUUUAGUCCUCGCUGGCACCGGGUUUGGCAAUCGGGAGGGAAAAGUGAAGGAGCAGGUAGUAUCAAAAGGAAAAAUCUCCCCACCCCAUAUCGAAAACCAAAUUUGUGAUGCUGUAUUUGAGUACACAAAUCGACGUGUAAUGCUAGAAGGCCAGGAGCCGCCACUGUGGCCUCGUUUGCAGGCCAUUUUCCAUGCUGUUUCCCACUUCCAGCUGCCUCCUGUCAUGCUGAAGAUGCAAGGCUUUCCCACGCCACCCAGCACCACUACUGUAUUUCCCUUCUAGCAUGACAAAGCUGAUUUGUGACCACAAAUAUGCAUCACAGAUUUCCGUUUUGAUAUGGGGAGGGGGGAUUUUUCUUCUUGAUAGGUAGAGACAUUCGCGGUCGGCAGGAAUAUCCGGGAAAUCUCGGUUUUGCCGGGGGGCGAUGUGUGGAUGUUGAGGGUCGUGUGAAGGAUAAUUUACUACAGCUGUUUCUCCACAUCACAGGAGGAGCAUGAGAAGUUCUUGAUCACAUACCAAGAUGUUGGUAAUGAGUUGUACUUAGCGGAGAUUUGUAGUUUCAAGACAUGAAUCCGAUUUGAAAUGAACGGUCAUAGUACUCUUACUCGCGCACAACAAAAAAUCUUCCAGAAACGACACUGGGGCGGCAAAUGAAGUAGAAGAAAAACAU